AUGGACUUCACGGUAGCAACGUCGCCCCAGGAGAGCUCGGAAGGGUCAUGUCAAUGGGGAGUCCUGCAACAGCAGUCCCUCGAGGACUUGGAGGCCUCGGGCUUUUGCUAUCCUGCCGACACCAAGCCGCGUCAGUUUCGCUUCAUCGAUGCGCAUGCGUUCGUUCACGACCGCCGACUAGACAUUGUUUACGCCACCACGCCGACCCAGUUCAAAUAUUGUGCUAUUUCAUAUGUCUGGCACGGACUGCGGCCCUUUUCACGGAGGAAUGCCGUCUUUAACAUCAAGCAUAUUCGAGAUGCCGAUCCGGUCAAUAUUGAUAUUCUGGACCACGCGUGUGAAUUGACGAUCAGAAAAGGCGGACGGUACUUGUGGCUGGAUCUUGUCAGCAUUAUUCAGCAGAGUGAAGAUGACAAGAAUUGGCAAAUCCAACAGAUGGCUGAAGUCUACCGCCAUUGUAUCUGUUGCAUUGUCCUUCCAGGGGGCUUACAGAGGCUCGCUCGGCUAAGAUCCAGGGAACCUACACCAUGGAUGACGAGACAUUGGACGUUUCAAGAGGCAGCGUUGCCACCCGAUGCCCAGUGCUUGUUCCAUUGGAACUUGGGCAGCGGCUUCAUCUCAGGCUGGAUCCGCAUCACUAAACUGACUGACUUGUUAAAAAUGAACCUCAGCAACACGGAGGUUGGUCAGAAUUUUGUGUCCGAUUCCGGAUCGAGCUUUGUCUUAUCACUGAGUAGCACCAUGAGGCUCGCGGACGGUGUGUUGGGCCCUUCACGGAUGCGCAAUACUCUCCUUGCAGCCAUGGGCACAGAUCGCGAUCUUCGAGAGAAUGCCAUCUGGGGAACCAUCUUUUUGCGCUCGGGGACCAUUCCUGCUGAUGCCAUCUUCAGUACCAUGGGCCUACUAGGGAUUAACCUAGAACCUCUAACGAAUUUCACUGGGCCCAAUGGACGCCUUGCUGCAACUAUCAGACUUGCUCAAGAGUAUCUCAAAAGAAACGGGAAGGCGCACUGGCUCUCGCUAGUGGUGACUCGAGUCCUAGACCCUCAACUACGUCAAAUACUCUAUUACCACCCAAAGAAUUGGGCUAGUAGAAGUACCGGCAUGUGGCCAAUCCUUGACAGAAGAAUGUGUACUAUCCCUCAUGAGGUUCAGGGACAGCUUGACCCUUACGGAGGGCAAGUAAGCAUUGGCACUCUAGCCAUCGCAUCCAGGACGGGUUGGUUCGGAACUUCCAUUCGACUUGCCAACCCUCCAACAGGCACGCUCGACGAUGCUGGUUACCUUGAAAUCAAUGUGCCAUCUAUGCUUUUGCUCGCCGGCUCAUCACGUCCAUGGAGAUAUGAAGACAUUGUCCAUGACGAUCCUAAUAUUCCCGACACCUACCUCCCCGACUCCAAAGACUACUGGCUCAUCGUUCUCGGCUCGGUGUUGGAGACUCACGAACAUGAGGCCUAUCAAAAUAUCGUCGAGGGAGAAGUCGGGUUUGUGCUCGACGAACAUGGCACUGAUCGCUGGCAUAUCGUCAAAGUGGUGGUAUUGUCGCAACCCGAUCGCUAUAGGCAUCUUCUGAGAAAUCGUUCUUUCGCGAUCGGCGGGCCAGAACCAAUUAAUGACCUCUUCACCUAA
Fonsecaea multimorphosa CBS 102226 is the source of this 1629-nucleotide messenger RNA. RefSeq lists its product as uncharacterized. The record is from RefSeq and is a predicted model, not a curated record. Bases 1 to 1629 code for a protein of 542 amino acids. NCBI's taxonomy places the organism in Eukaryota, Fungi, Ascomycota, Eurotiomycetes, Chaetothyriales, Herpotrichiellaceae. The transcript has 2 exons.